Molecule: messenger RNA, 873 nt
Organism: Cryptosporidium ubiquitum
Lineage: Eukaryota; Apicomplexa; Conoidasida; Eucoccidiorida; Cryptosporidiidae
Exons: 2
Coding region: 1-873 (290 amino acids)
Biological process (GO): intracellular manganese ion homeostasis
Cellular component (GO): membrane
Molecular function (GO): manganese ion transmembrane transporter activity; iron ion transmembrane transporter activity
Source: RefSeq, a predicted model, not a curated record
AUGAAUACUAUAGUCAAAGGCUUCUAUAACAGCAUAUUUAAGCAGAGUAAAAGAUUGGAGGAGGCAAGAGGUGCAUUUAGAGAAGGAGAUGUUGAAAGAUCAAUUUUAGUGCACAAAGAAUAUACUCAUACAGAGGAGCACCUUGGUGCACAGAGUGAACUACUUAAGGUUAUAGUUUUUGGAGGUCUUGAUGGAAUUGUCACAAUAUUUUCGUUAGUUUCUGGUUGUGUUGCUGCCGGAUUUACAACAAUUCAGCUUCUUACGAUUUGUAUGGGUAGCCUUUUAGCAGAUGCAUUCGCUAUGUCUGUUGGAGAGUAUGUUAGCUCCAAAGCUGAAAAGGAUUUCGUUAAUUCCGAGGAACAAAGAGAAAGAUGGGAAGUCGAAAAUUGCCCUGAAGAGGAAAUAGAUGAAAUGUAUAAUAUAUACCUUUCAAAGCACGGGUUUUCUCCAGAAGAUGCACGGAAAGUUGUCGAUUUAACAUUCAAAUACAAGGAUUUCUUUAUCUCAAAUAUGAUGUUUGAAGAGCUGGGAUUGGUAUUCGAACCUGGCGGCUCCUCUCAACCUUCUUCGCUAAAAACUGCCACUUUCAUGUUUUUUAGCUUCUCUUUAUUUGGGCUCAUACCAAUGGUCUCUUUUGUAUCUUUUAAAUACAUAUUUUCCUUAUCAAGUCUACUUGACCGUCAUUCUCAAGUACUUUCUUAUACUACAGCUUGCAUUUGCUGUGCUCUUACACUAUCCAUUUUGGGAUAUAUCAAGGGGAAGUUCUGCAGUAUGCCCCCUGUAAAAUCCGCAUUAACAAUGCUUUUUAGUGGACUAAUAUCAGGCAUUGUCUCUUAUUUUGUUGUAACCUUUGUUACAUACCUUACAAGUUAA